CUCCGGGCUGGGACAUGGGCAGGGAUGCUCCGGGAGCCGGCGCUGGACGUGUGAUGUGCUGCUAGUGCUAACAGAUCGCCCAGCCGUUCCAUCCAGGCUGGCCUGUGACCCCCGGCAGCUUUUCCCCAGCCUGCGAGACCACUCCUCUGGUACCCCUAUGGAAGCAGCUGUUUCUAUCUGAGAUUAGGACCGUAUAUGGAAGUUGAGGAGGGGGAUGGCUUGUCAUAUCCAAGAAGCAUGCCUACUUCUGUUACUAAUACCUGGGUUGGUCACCCCAGCUGCCAUCAAUCAUGAAGACUACCCUGCCGAUGAAGGCGACCAGACCUCCAGUAAUGACAAUCUGAUCUUUGACGACUAUCGAGGGAAAGGCUGUGUGGAUGACAGUGGCUUUGUAUACAAACUGGGAGAACGUUUUUUCCCAGGGCAUUCCAACUGCCCUUGUGUCUGUACUGAGGAUGGGCCUGUUUGUGAUCAACCCGAAUGUCCUAAAAUCCACCCAAAGUGUACUAAAGUGGAACACAAUGGAUGUUGCCCGGAGUGCAAAGAAGUGAAAAAUUUUUGUGAAUAUCAUGGGAAAAAUUACAAAAUCUUGGAGGAGUUUAAGCCCUCGCCAUGCGAAUGGUGUCGCUGUGAGCCGAGCAAUGAAGUGCACUGUGUUGUAGCAGACUGCGCCGUUCCCGAAUGUGUCAACCCAGUCUAUGAGCCAGAACAGUGUUGUCCUGUCUGCAAAAAUGGUCCAAACUGCUUUGCAGGAACCACCAUAAUUCCGGCUGGCAUUGAAGUGAAAGUGGAUGAGUGUAACAUCUGUCACUGUCACAACGGGGACUGGUGGAAGCCCGCUCAGUGUUCCAAACGCGAAUGCCACGGAAAGCAGACUCUGUAGAGACCAAAUCCAGACCAAUGACAAGUCUAUUUCAAAAAAAGAGAGUCGUGGCUUCUACACGGCACAUGCGAAACCUCCUGCCUGCUGCCACAGCGUCACCAGCAAAACCUUUUAGGGUUCCCAAAAGCAAAUUCUUUUACUACCUGGAAAGUGCUCUCCCACACCGUAUACAGAAUAUAUAUUCAGUAGCUAGAUAUCUACUCCGCUUUUGCUUGAUGGGGACUCAAUCGCCAACAUUUCAGAAGGGAAAAUCUGCACAGAUUCCUCCGCUCAACGUGUAACUCUUCUAGCACUUCCAACCACGUGAACUGCAUUUUUGCUGUUGUGAUUUUUUUUAAGCCUAUUCCAAAACUUUCUCACAGCCAGGGUCUUCCGGGUAAUUAUGGGUUAAACAAGAAUAAAACCUGUUUAAUGCCGAAUGAUGCUAAAAACAGAGAGCGAGGGAGGGGGGUGGCUGGCUGGAGGGAAGGAAUAAAACUGGAAUGUAAACGGCAGAAAGAUUGAGCUAGACUCCGAGCAAGAGAGGGAUCGGCGUUACCCUAGGAAGACGCUGUGUUAUGCUUUCUCCACCGAGUGGGGACAAUCAAGAUGAAGGAAACUACACAUUAACCAUGACUGAUUCAUUAAAACUGUCAAUCAAAUCACUCUGUGAUGACAGCAGUAGGUGGACACAACUCCAUUGCUACCAAUGAACCUGACAGGGGAAACGUGGACUAAAGUCAUUUGAAAAAUGGCAAACAGGAGGUUUGCAUCCGAGGCUGAAAAUCGGCACCAUUUGUCACCAGUGAUGAUCAAGCUCUUUGUUCCAGACUUUUGGUAAUCACUUUGAACACAUGUACAUUCCUGGUGUGCCUAUGCUGCCUUACGCCGGCGAGCACUUGGCCCUUUGUGGCUUCUGCUAGCGUAAACCAUCGGGUUUGGGUGCAUAGAUGCACUGUGAGUGUGAUCAGCAUUGACGCUUGCCCUCUGAUUUGGUUUCAACACAUGGCUUCCCCGAGAGCCGUCUGCAAUGACCGUAUCACCGUGUCUGCCACACCUCCAAGCCAAUCCCUCAUCUCACUGAAGUCAAGGGCAAAAUUUCACUUGACCUCAGUCAGACCAAGGUUGGGCCCACUGUUUCUAGUUCAAGUGCAGGGCCAAAUGCAUCUCGGACCAGCCCUGAGUGAGAUUUCUGAAGCUCUGUUUGCUAGGCAACAAAUUCUGAAUUAGAAUAGUGGAUGAGAGAAAAAUGUUAAAACCUACGCCUCUAAUUCACAAAGCUGCCCUAGAAGACCAGCCAAAAUAAUGACAAUGGACAACGGGUAGUUCACAGAGCAAGCUAAAACUAUGCCCUUAUUAACAUACAGGGCGUGCACCAUGGCCUAGUGUGUUCUCCUGUCCUGUGGACAAGAUAGGGUUUCCUGAGGACACGUCUAAUGAUCCCCUCAUUUUCUCACCAUCCCCCAAGCCUGUGACCAUAAUGACGGCGAUGGCCAAGGAAUCCAUGUGUAACAUCCCCAUGCCUAGGAGAUGAGUAUACUCCUCCACCUCUGAUGCUCCUAGACCCUAGCAGCCCAUGAGCAAAUGUUCAAGUUUCAAUACCAUCCCUACAUUCUAGGAUGCUUCCCAUUUAUUUCAGUGGGAACUGGCCACGGCUCAGAUUCUUAUGAUGUGCCACCUUUGGUGCCACUGAAGUAGGCCCAUCAACAUGGAUUUACAACAGCACUUGUCAUACCAGGCUAGAUUAUUAACCGCCUCCUCCUGCUGAGCCCAUCCUUAAGAACAUAAGAAUGGCCGUACUGGGUCAGACCAAAGGUCCAUCUAGCCCAGUAGC
Molecule: messenger RNA, 2696 nt
Organism: Pelodiscus sinensis (Chinese soft-shelled turtle)
Lineage: Eukaryota; Metazoa; Chordata; Testudines; Trionychidae
Gene: VWC2L
Product: von Willebrand factor C domain containing 2 like
Biological process (GO): negative regulation of BMP signaling pathway
Cellular component (GO): AMPA glutamate receptor complex
Molecular function (GO): protein binding
Source: RefSeq, a predicted model, not a curated record